CAAGUGGGAUCGGAGAUAUGACUUUUCGGGCACGUCGAUGGCUGACCGGCGCUGAGCCAGAACGCUUAUGAUCUUCGUCAUCCCACACUCGUCAAUAAUUGGCAAAAAACAGUUCUUCACUCUCUAUUAAGCAACUGAACGUGUGUUAGCACAAAUGACUGUGCAUGCUGACGACGAUAAAGUUGUGCUCUGCUGGUGUGACUAGCGGCGGCGGUGUCGGCAACACUUCUUAAACCAAAACGAAUCAAUUACAACAGAACAGUGUUAGACAGAGCGAAUCCUUAAAUUUAAGCUCAAAUGUCAUCAAGAGUGUGCGGCACGGUUCGAAAAAAAUAUAUGAAAGUGUUAUGCGGAUCCAUUUGUAAGCAAACGCGUAGUGAUUGCUAGGCAGUUCGGCUGCGGCCGCCAGCAAUUUUUUCGCUCGGGUUUUUAUUUUGCCGACUCUUUAGAGUAGAGUCUCUAACGCCAGUACGUAACGUUGCAAGCGAUUCAAACGAUAGAAUAGCGAUUUCGCUUUGCUGGCCACCUGAGCCUAGAAGGGAUCCUGUAGCUUGAUUGCGCGAAAGCCGGGUCGGGACAUCGGUCAAGUCAGUCUAGGGAAGUUGUGCACCGGCAAACUUCGAGUUCUCUUUGGUGUUUUGGAUGAUGGAACCGUUGUUCGGCGGGGACAAAACUUAUAAAUGGAUCCUUUUUCUUGCCGCUGUAAUUCACAUUGUGAUUUGCCCAUUUACCAAAGUUGAGGAAUCGUUCAAUCUGCAGGCAAUACAUGACAUGCUCUUCCAUCGAGCCAACAUAAGCAAUUACGACCAUCUCGAGUUUCCCGGAGUCGUUCCAAGAAGCUUUUUGGGACCGCUGCUACUUUCGGCGGUAUCUGCUCCGUUUGUGUUUCUUAGCAGGCUCAUCGGUCUCGAAAAAAUUGUUAGCCUCUUCCUCGUACGCUUCGCACUGGCCCUUAUAGUGACGCUUGCCUAUCGACGGUUUAUUAUUUCGGUACAACGAGUGUUCGGUCAAGCUACUGGUGUUUGGCUGGUAUUGAUACAAGCGUCCCAGUUCCACCUAGUCUUCUAUAUGUCACGCACUUUGCCAAAUACGUUUGCGUUAACGUUUGUCCUGCUUUGUUUUGCAUUCUGGAUCGAUCAGGACCAUUUCAAGCUUACGCUGUGUACGGCUUUCGUUGUCGUCAUCUUCCGUGUCGAACUCGUUUCACUUUUGGGUACGAUGUUGUUAAUGGACUUGAUCAGCGGGCGGUUGCACCCGCUCAACAUGCUCAAAUGGGGAAUACCUGCUGGCUUUGGAUGUAUUUUACUCAGUUUUGCCGUUGAUUCUAUCUUCUGGCAGAGACCUCUCUGGCCCGAGGGCGAGGUGUUAUGGUAUAAUGUUUUUCUCAAUAAAAGCUCAGACUGGGGAACGGAGCCUUGGGCGUGGUACUUUUACAGCGCUGUUCCGCGCGCCAUGGGGGUUUCUUUGGUCGUGUUCCCGUUUGCUUUAUAUCUCGACCCACGGGUACGAACAAUGGUCUUUCCCGCAGCAGUCUACAUUUUCCUGUACUCGUUUCUGCCGCACAAGGAGUUACGCUUUAUCAUCUACGUUUUCCCACUGAUCAAUUUAGUCGUAGCUCGAACCUGUAGCUGGGUAUGGGAACGGCGUGUCAAGUCAAUCUUUAUGGCAAUGUGUACCCUUGUUGCAUGUUUCCAUCUCAUGGGCAAUUUGUUCAUGACGCACACUUUGUUAUUCGUCUCGUCUUACAAUUACCCCGGGGGUAACGCCCUUCAACGGCUUCAUGAAACCGAAUUACACACUCCGUACGCCACCGUUCACAUUUGCAACUUGGCUGCCCAGACGGGCGUGUCGCGCUUCGGUGAACUCAACCACCGGUGGAUAUACGACAAGACGGAAGGUCUCUCAGCAAACGAAUUAAUACGUCGAAAUUACUCGCAUUUAAUUAUCGAAGGUCGCUCGGUUCAGUCAAGUAGCUAUUUGCCGUUCAAAAAUGAUUACAGAAUAAUCGAUGCUGUGCCGGGCUAUAGUAAUAUCAAGUUUGACCUCUUGACUUUCCCUCCUGUACUGGUUCGGUUAAAGACAAAAUUGCUGAUUCUACGUAGAAGAACACCGUCAGAUCACGUCCCUAACGCCGAUAGCGAACCUCUUGUAGUUGACAUACCUUCAUUAAGUAAAACCGUCUAGAUAAUGGCAUUCGUGGAGCAUGGAA
This is a messenger RNA of Varroa destructor (honeybee mite), 2209 nucleotides long. RefSeq names its product Alg12 alpha-1,6-mannosyltransferase (gene Alg12). Lineage: Eukaryota; Metazoa; Arthropoda; Arachnida; Mesostigmata; Varroidae. Gene Ontology annotation, biological process: protein N-linked glycosylation. Gene Ontology annotation, molecular function: alpha-1,6-mannosyltransferase activity. Gene Ontology annotation, cellular component: endoplasmic reticulum membrane. The record is from RefSeq and is a predicted model, not a curated record.